AUGAAUAAUUUAUUGAUAUAUCCUUAUCCAACUUAUAUUCCAAAUCGAGUUGUUGCAGGUUCUGUUGCUGGUGUAGCAUGUAUUUCACUCAUUGCUUGGUUUAUUCAAUCAUGUCAACUUCGUUUUCGACCACCUCGUAUAUGCAUUCUUCUUCUAAUUUCGCAUCUAACUAUUUUUCUUGAACUCAUCGUUCGUGCAGUAGUUGAUCCACAAGAACAAAAUUCGAAAACUGUUUUUACUGUUCUUAAUAGUCUGUUUGCUAUUGGUCAACGCAUGAUUAUUGUUAGUAAUUUUGCUUUUGUUAUGGAAAUUCAUCAUGAAAAAUCACGUCGUUCACGUGCUAUUCUUCUCGGUGCUAUUUUAUGUGUUGUUACAUCUGGUAUUCUAAUGGCACCAGCUAAUAUGCUUUCAUUCAAUUCUGAUCAAAUUAAAACAAGUUUUAUUUUUCGAGAAUUAUCUUCAUCAAUCUUACUUACAGUAACUCUUCUUUUCUAUCCAGUAUGGUUUUGGAGUAAAACAAUAAAUGAUAUGAAAAUAAAAGCUAUUAUUUUAAUGUCUGUUUCAAGCACAAUGUGUAUCAUAGUUGCUGCCUUCAACGUAGCAGAAUCAACAUCAGAUUUGUAUACUGGAAUUAAUGAUAAUGAAAAAUGGUUUUAUGCAUUUCAAAUGGCACCUCUUAUAAUUGCUCAUUUUACAUGGUCUAUUUGUCAUCCAAAACGAAGUUUAAUAUCAUUACGUACAUUGAUAACUAAAACAAACAGUCAUACGACAUUAAUAGAAGAAGAAAAUAUUCCUUUUUAA
Molecule: messenger RNA, 801 nt
Organism: Adineta steineri
Lineage: Eukaryota; Metazoa; Rotifera; Eurotatoria; Adinetida; Adinetidae
Source: the annotation of a GenBank genome assembly